Messenger RNA from Frieseomelitta varia, 1341 nucleotides. Its product is annotated as progestin and adipoQ receptor family member 4. Gene Ontology annotation, molecular function: signaling receptor activity. NCBI's taxonomy places the organism in Eukaryota, Metazoa, Arthropoda, Insecta, Hymenoptera, Apidae. Gene Ontology annotation, cellular component: membrane. The transcript has 5 exons. The record is from RefSeq and is a predicted model, not a curated record. The coding region runs from base 365 to 1243 and encodes 292 amino acids.
AGCCCGCGGAAACUGGUCGCGUGCAUUCGAGGGGUGCGUUCUCUCUAGCAAUGAAAAGGAUCGAUGCGGUCUCCGUGGUAACGGCACCGUCAGAGAGGCCGGAAUUACGGAUGGUGGUGGAUGGACAGCAUCGAGUACUCAACUGAUGCAGUAACGACACCACCGUCGCUGACGAUUGAGAUACUUGCCUCCCGGCGGUGGAACACUGUCCCGCGUGUGCGUGCGUGCUUUGAACAUUCCUCACGAACAUUCUGUCUGCACGACGUCGCUUCGAGACGAUCAUCAUGCGGAGGUGGCAGAUCCUCCGCUUCAGGACACUAGUGACACGAAAUUGUUCGAUCGCCAGGAUGACGAUCAGGGACAAAUGCACGAGAAACCAUCGCGAGAAGAGAGGCCAAAGAUUCAUCUUCUCCGAUGGAGCGACAUGCCGCAACAUUUGCAGUUCAAUCCUCACAUCCUCACUGGUUACAGGCCGCUCAUGACCAUUGGACAGUGUCUUCGUAGUCUGUUCUACAUCCACAAUGAGACUGUCAAUAUCAUGACACAUGGAUUUGCCAUCCUGUACAUGUUGUUGACGAUUCCACAACUUCUUCCAUGGAAUACUAAAGGUAUUCUCGUAGCAAUUUUAUGCUGGUGCCAUUUAAUUGGCGCUGUUAGUCCAUGGAUCGGAUCCUUUAUUUACCACCUGUUUAUGAAUUUAAACUACGACGAAAUCUUUUAUCGAACGCUAUUGAAAUUAGAUAUGAUCGGUAUAUGGCUGUGUCAAAGUUUUGGAGCAAUACCUAUGAUGGCUGCAACAGUUCACUGUCUACCUGACAUUUACUGGUACUGCUGCAUGUUUAUUUAUUGUUCUCUCAGCCUCUGGGGUCUUCUUAAGGCAAUGAUUGCGCGAUCUCCUUGGGAAAGAAGACUAUGUUUUGCACCUCCUUUUCUUAUGAGAAUGCUGGUGAUGACUCUACGAUGUUUCGGUAUUGGCGGUGGUUCUCCUGACGCUUUACUUCACAUUGUACUACAAGACUUCAUAGCGGUUGUAGGAGCAAUAAUAGGCGCCUUGCGUAUUCCUGAAAAAUGGAUACCGGGAAAAUUAGAUCUAAUACUGAAUUCUCACAAUUUAAUGCACGUACUGGUUGUGCUAGCAGUUUGUUCGAUGCACGCUGCAACUCUGCAAGAUCUUGCUUGGAUGACCGGCUCGUCCGCGUGUAAUGAAACGAUCCUCGUUCAAGUGAAACACGAUGAACUGUGAUCGAUUGUUGUCGGUGAAAAUCUUUCAAUGAUGUCUGUGAUAAAUCGAGCCUACGCCAAACGCUGGUUACUUUGUGUAGGUACUCACUGUGUUUGAUC